Corchorus capsularis is the source of this 4206-nucleotide messenger RNA. Lineage: Eukaryota; Viridiplantae; Streptophyta; Magnoliopsida; Malvales; Malvaceae. The record is from the annotation of a GenBank genome assembly.
AUGUUUUUACACUGCUCCAAGGCGAGAAUGAGCGGAAGGGAGGAAACGUUGGCGAACCUUGUUGGGAGGAAAAGGAGAAACGUUAAGAAAAAGAAUGCUUCGGAAACUAGCAACAAUCGUUUGGAACAAGAUUCUAACGAGAAUAGGACCAACGCACCGGUAACACAAGCGGAUGUAGUCGGUAUAAGUCAGGUUAAUCCUCCGCAGUUCGAGGGUGGUGCUGAUGCCUUAGUUGCCGAAACUUGGGUGAAAGAAUUAGAGAAAGUGUUUAAGGCUAUGCGCAUUCCGAAUGAGUCGAGGGUAGACUUGGCCAUUACCCAGCUGAAGGGGAAUGCGGAAUAUUGGUGGGAUACUACAAAACCCGCUUAUGAGAGUUCGGAUGAGCCCUUGACAUGGAUUAAAUUCAAGGAAAUAUUUUUUGAGCAAUAUUUCCCAAAGUCGGUGAGAAAGGUGAAGGAGAAUGAAUUCUUACAACUGCAACAAAAGCCAGGUAUGUCUGUUUUGGACUAUGCCAACAAAUUUAAUGAGUUGGGACGUUUCUGUCCUCCUAUCAUCGAUACGGAUGAAAACAAAGCCACGAGAUUUGAGCAUGGACUAUUGCCAAGCAUCCGCUCUCGUUUGUCUUCCCAUAUCAUUGAGAGUUAUCAAGAUGCAUUGCAGAGAGCUAUUAAAAUCGAAACAGACUUGAAGAGGUAUGAGCGGGAGAUGGGUCAAAGAAAGCGACCAAGGUUUGACGGAGGACACAACAACCGGCAACAGAACGCUAAGAGUGCUGGAGACAAGAAAUGGAGAGAAAAAUGUAAGACUUGUGAUCGAUUCCAUUCUGGGGAGUGCUACAAGAAAUGGGGCGUAUGCUAUGAGUGUGGGAUAUAUGGACACAUUGCUAGGGAUUGCCCUAAUAAGAAGAAUGAAGCUGCCAAGUCUAAACCAAUGGAGUCAUCACAGAAGAGCAAUGCUCGAGUUUUCGCCAUGACUCGACAAGAUGCAUGUACAAAUGAGGAUGUGGUGACAGGUACUAUUCCUAUCAAUAAUGUCAAUGCUUGCGUGCUAUUUGAUUCUGGUGCCUCUCAUUGCUUUGUAUCUGUUGAGUUUGCUGCAUCCUUGAAUUGUGUUCCUGAGAAGUUAGAUGAACCUUUGUUUGUUGCUACUCCCGUUAGGAAAACUAUGUAUGCUGACUUAGUCCAUAAGAAUUGUGUUGUUCACAUAAAGGGUUGUGAUUUAGUAGCGGACUUGGUGCAAUUGAGGAUGAAAGAUUUUGAUGUUAUUUUGGGGAUAAAUUGGUUAUCGGAUAAUCAUGCAUUUAUUGAUUGCCAUGGAAAGAGAGUGAUCUUUCGACGACCAGGACAGCCUGAGCUUGUGUUUAAUGGUGGUCGUGUAAACAACCCAAUUCAAGUGGUGUCAUUCUUGAACGCCAUGCAAUCAUUGAAGAAAGGUUGUCACGGCUUUCUUGCUUAUGUGAAGGACACUCAGAUCGAUGAAAGUGUACGUUUGGAGGACAUUCCCAUUGUUAAAGAUUUUCCUGAUGUUUUUCCCGAAGACCUACCUGGUCUACCUCCAGACCGGGAAAUUGAGUUUGAGAUUGAUCUUGUCCCUGGGACUACUCCAAUAUCUAAAGCUCCUUAUCGAAUGGCCCCAUCUGAGUUGCGUGAACUCAAGGAGCAACUCCAAGAGCUGUUGGACAAAAAGUUCAUACAUCCUAGUGUAUCACCUUGGGGAGCCCCAGUAUUAUUUGUUAAAAAUAAAGAUGGGAGUCUACGCUUAUGUAUUGAUUACCGGGAGUUGAAUAAGGUUACAGUGAAGAACAAGUAUCCUCUUCCUCGGAUAGAUGAUCUCUUUGAUCAGUUGCAAGGUUCACAAGUCUUUUCAAAGAUUGACUUGCGGUCUGGGUAUCAUCAAUUGAAGAUUAAGGCAGAUGACGUACCUAAGACUACUUUCCGCACAAGGUACGCUCAUUAUGAGUUUUUAGUUAUGCCUUUUGGACUGACCAAUGCCCCUGCAGCAUUUAUGGAUUUGAUGAAUCGCAUCUUUAAGCAAUAUUUAGAUCAGUUUGUUGUUGUUUUCAUCGACGACAUUCUGAUUUAUUCCAAAAGUGAUGAAGAGCAUGAGAACCAUUUGAGAAUCGUGCUUCAGACCUUGCGUGAUAAACAACUUUUUGCCAAGUUCAGCAAAUGUGAAUUUUGGAUGAGAAGCGUGGCAUUCCUCGGUCAUGUUAUUUCUAAAGAUGGAAUAUCGGUUGAUCCGAAGAAGAUUGAAGCAGUAGUGAAUUGGCCUCGACCUACGAAUGUCACUGAAGUUAGAAGCUUUAUGGGUUUGGCUGGUUACUACAGAAGGUUUGUGGAGGGAUUCUCCCGAAUUGCUGUCCCUUUGACUCGUUUAACUCAAAAGCGAGCAAAUUUUGAUUGGACAGAGGAAUGUGAACAAAGUUUCCAAGAGUUGAAGAAUCGGUUGGUGUCUGCACCAGUUCUUACUUUGCCGACUGAUGGCGGAAAAUUCACUAUUUAUAGUGAUGCUUCAAGGAAAGGAUUGGGAUGUGUGUUGAUGCAGGAUGGAAGGGUGAUUGCUUAUGCCUCUAGGCAAUUAAAACCCUAUGAACAGAAUUAUCCCACUCAUGACUUGGAGUUGGCUGCGGUCGUUUUCGCCUUAAAAAUUUGGCGACAUUACUUAUAUGGAGAAUCUUGUGAGAUCUACACAGAUCACAAGAGUUUAAAAUACUUGUUCACACAAAAAGAGUUGAAUAUGAGGCAAAGGAGGUGGUUGGAGUUAAUCAAGGAUUAUGAUUUAAGUAUCAACUAUCAUCCGGGUAAAGCUAACGUAGUUGUUGAUGCUCUUAGUAGAAAAUCAACUGGGAGUAUGGCUGCUUUGAUUACCACUCAACGGAGAUUGUUGGAAGAACUUGACGGAGAGCAAAUUGAGGUGGUAAUGCAAGGUGAAGGUGUAUUAUUGGCUAGUCUUGUGGUACAACCAUCCUUAAUUGAGAGGAUAAAAGUUGCACAAAAGGAUGAUCUUGAGUUGUGCAGAAUUAAGGAGGAUGUAGAAAAUGGAUUGAAGACGGAUUUUAAUAUCCAUAUUGACGGCACGUUGCAAUUUGGGAGUCGAUUGUGUGUACCAAAUGAUUUCGUGCUCAAACGGGAGAUAUUGGAGGAAGCUCAUGGAUCUCGUUUCACCAUACAUCCUGGAGGCACUAAAAUGUAUAAAGAUUUGAAGGAGAAUUUUUGGUGGAAUAACAUGAAGCGGGAAAUUGCCCAAUUUGUGUCUCAAUGCUUGGUGUGUCAGCAAGUUAAAGCUGAACAUCAAAGGCCAUCGGGAUUGUUACAACCAUUGGAGAUACCGGAGUGGAAGUGGGAGCAUAUCUCUAUGGACUUUGUAAUGGGGUUACCUAGAUCGACCAAAGGAAAUAAUGUGAUAUGGGUGAUUGUUGAUAGACUCACAAAGUCGGCUCACUUUUUACCUAUCAAGUCAACCACUCCACUUGACAAGCUGGCACAGAUGUAUGUAGAUGAGAUUGUACGAUUGCAUGGAGUUCCGGUGAGUAUUGUGUCAGAUAGAGAUUCUAGAUUUGUUUCUAAAUUUUGGGCAAGCCUACAACGUGCUAUGGGGACAGAUUUGAAAUUCAGUAGUUGGGAUGAUCAUUUGCCAUUGGCGGAAUUUGCCAACAAUAAUAGUUAUCAGUCGAGCAUUGGAAUGGCUCCUUUUGAAGCGUUAUAUGGAAGGAAAUGUAGAUCUCCUUUAUAUUGGGACGAUAUUGGAGAAAAGAAGUUAUUGGGACCGGAAGUUGUGCAAAUGACUGUGGACAAAAUUAAGGUGUCACCCACCAAGGGAGUUAUGAGGUUUGGGGAACGAGGAAAGUUAAGUCCACGUUAUGUAGGACCGUUUGAGAUCCUUGACAAGAUCGGAGAAGUUGCAUAUCGGAUAGCUUUGCCCCCACAACUAUCCAGCGUGCACAAUGUGUUUCACGUAUCUAUGUUAAGGAAAUAUGUUCCUGACCCAAGCCACGUGGUGGACUAUGAACCAUUGGAAGUUCGUGAGGAUUUGACUUAUCCGGAACAUCCCAUCCGGAUAGUUGAUCGAAAGGAACAAGUUUUGAGACGAAGAACAAUUCCGUUCGUGAAAGUGCAAUGGAGUAAUCAUACACCAAGGGAAGCAACAUGGGAAAUGGAGGAAGACAUGAGGAAGGAGUACCCUUACUUAUUUGCAGACGAGGACUAG